CGACUUUCAACCUACCUACAUCGUUGCGUCUCUGCGUCAUCUACAUUCUCGAAUCUCUGGCUUGCUUUACAGGUUGUUCAUAACAUCUUCAAGGCUUUCGAUCCGGGCCAAGACACUGGUUCUAUGCGCCUUAUCAUAAGUACAGUACUCUCAUACUUUACGGCCAGGACAACUUGAAUACAACAUUUGCAAACACCUAAUGGCCCGUAUUUUUUAAUCUGAUCUUCCCGGGUGUGACAGCCACUACUCACCAAGAUCAGCUCGAAUGAACUCCAUAUCCGUGCGUCCACAGCCGCAAUCCGCGUGCAGGCCGGUUCUGAGUACUUACCUUCACGGUUCAGCCUAACCAAUAUGCCCGACAUCGUAGUCAUUCUGUUCUAAAAUAAUCUUGCUUCUUGCUGUCUCAUGGGAACACAUUUCCCAACUAGCUCCUGUGUGGAUUGCAGGCAUGCUCAACAUCGGGCGCCUAUUUUGAAGUUGUUAUCGUGCUGCCAUCGAGCGUUGGGCUUGCUGGUUUAUAGCGUCCGCCCGGUGCUGCUUCAAGAGUUGUACAUUUGUCACUUCAAACAUGCUCGACCUCACCCGCGUUCGAUCAAACUUCCCCGCAAUCGCGCAAUCAAACUAUAUCUUUGGUGAUAACGCUGGUGGUUCACAAUGCCUUUCCUCUGUUGUAGCGCGAAUUUCCGAUUACCUCUUGCACACAAAUGUACAGCUCGGCGCUGACUACUCUAUGUCGGUGACAAGCACCAAUCGUGUCGCCGAUGGAGCUGAGGCAGCUCGAGAGCUGUUUAAUGCGACGAGCGUUGAUGAGAUUGCUUAUGGAAGUAGCUCCACGAUGCUCGCGGAGAAUCUAGCCAGGGCGAUCGAAGCCGAUGUUCGAGAAGGUGAUGAAUUCAUUGUCACAGGAGAACACGAAGCGAAUGCCGGGCCUUGGAAGAAGUUGGCUGCUCGUCGAGGAGUGACCGUCAAGUAUUGGCAUGCUCGCACGGAACCUAACUCUGAGAACCCUUACGCAGUUUCUCUACACGUAUCCGAUCUCGUACCAUUAAUCACGGAGAAAACGCGGAUUGUCGCCUUCACUGCUUGCUCCAACAUUCUUGGAUCUAUCGUGCCUGUCAAAGAGGUUAUCAGCGCCAUCCGAUCAAAGGCAGCAGAAGUUGGUGCGCGCAAGGUUGAGACAUGCGUAGACUGCGUCGCCUACGCGCCACACCGUCGCAUUGACGUACAAGACUGGGGUGUAGACUACUGCUUCUUCUCCAUGUACAAGGUCUACGGCCCUCAUAUUUCUGUGCUCUACGCAAGGGCAUCUAGUCUCAAGUCUUCGUUAACAUCGCUCGCUCACCAUUUCUUGAAAGUGGAUGAUAAACCAUACAAGCUCCAGCCUGGAGGUCCCGGCUAUGAGCUUGUUUAUGGCUGCACAGCGGUCCCUAUAUACCUUCGAUCCCUGUCGCCUUCGCAGGAUUUGAACGAGGCUUUCAAGUUGAUCGCAGAGCACGAGCAGACUCUCGUCAAACCGUUAUUGUCGUAUUUGAAGAGUAAGGCAUCCAGAGGCGUCAGAAUUGUCGGAGAGGAAGAGACCAGUCUUUCUCGUGUCCCAACCAUCAGCUUCGUCGUCGUUGGUGAGCGAGCUAUACGGAGUCAGGAUAUUGUGAAGGUAUUCGAUCAGAGGGGAAAUAUUGGCAUUCGUUACGGCCAUUUCUAUGCCUACACUCUGAUCGACUCACUGCAGCCAAAGCUGGACACCGACGAUGCUGUUGUUCGGAUUUCGUUAGUUCACUACAAUACUGUUGAGGAAGUUGCAACGAUCAUAGAAAUUUUGCAGGAAAUUCUAGCUUAGGGAUCAAAUGGUGAUGUCUGGUUAAAUAGGUGUGCUUACCCUUAUACUGUAAAUAUCAUGUUGCCGGACGGUUCAUGAAUAUUCUACUAGAUACAGUAUAUGACGUCACUGUGUUGACCGACUGAUAUGGAAGUUCGGUAGAGGCUCCCACACAACAAACCCAAAUAGUGCGACAGCGAUUCUUGACUCGUGGCACCUUUCACUGAUGAGCCGAACGAUACAUUGGCAGUUUAACGACUGGAAGGACUUUCGGAUGCGUGUAAUGCAUCUGUAGGCUUGCAGCUUCUCCUGGUCACAUACAACUCGAUAUUCAGGAGAGAUUUAUUACGGUUUUAAGGCUUUAUAGAUUCGUACGAUAGGCAGGCUUCUAGUUGCGACUGGCUGAAAUGCUGCAGCGAAUAUAUGACCCGAAUAGCUUGCAU
Molecule: messenger RNA, 2259 nt
Organism: Somion occarium
Lineage: Eukaryota; Fungi; Basidiomycota; Agaricomycetes; Polyporales; Cerrenaceae
Source: the annotation of a GenBank genome assembly